AUGGCGAAGACGUGGGGCGACGCCACCCUCCCAGAGGGUAAAGUCACCUUCCUGGUCGGCGACAGUCGGGAGCGCAUCGAGUACGUCACCAAGGCCAACCUCUGCGCCCGGUCCGUUGUCUUUCGGACCAUGUUUGGCAUCGGCAUGAAGGAGCGCGACGCCGCCGAGGUCACGGUGUCCCACACCGACCUCGCCAGCUUCACUGCCCUUGUCCGCUACCUCCUCACCGACCAGCUCGACCUCGGCGAGGAGGAGGGCGGCAGGGCGCAGCGCGCGCUCGACCUGCGGGAGCUGGCGCAGAUGUACCAGGUGCCGCGCCUCGAGCUGCUCUGCGCGCAGGCGCUGCAGGAGAGCGUCGCGCCGGCGACCGCCGUGCCGCUGCUCGAGGCGGCGCACACGAUGAGCGACGGGCGCCUCCUCGCGCAGUGCCGCCGCUUCGUGGCUGACCACGCCGCCGAGGUGCGCGCGAGCGGCGGCGUGGAGCAGCUGCGCGACUUUGGCGUGGCCAAGGGGCUGCUCGGCGACGCGCUCGACCAGGUGGCGGAGCUGAAGGGGACG
Emiliania huxleyi CCMP1516 is the source of this 558-nucleotide messenger RNA. RefSeq lists its product as hypothetical. Gene Ontology annotation, biological process: regulation of proteolysis; proteasome-mediated ubiquitin-dependent protein catabolic process. Lineage: Eukaryota; Haptophyta; Isochrysidales; Noelaerhabdaceae. The record is from RefSeq and is a predicted model, not a curated record. The transcript has a single exon. The annotation marks the transcript as partial. Gene Ontology annotation, molecular function: ubiquitin protein ligase binding. Gene Ontology annotation, cellular component: cytoplasm.